GCUAGGUCAAGACGGCGCGCGCGCCGGCCGGCUCGCAGUCCUCGCCCGAGCGCGCGAGACGCCGCGCGUGCGCCUACGCCGCUAUUGCUCUGAGCUUACACAUACGAAAAUGCCAACUCCGGACUACAGCGUAGAUCUGGAGCUGGGGGCGCCGCCCCCGGAACUUCAGGAAUAUGCGCGCCAGCACUGCGGCGAGGACCCUAACACGCGCUUGCAGGCCAUCUACGAGCUGCGAGACAUGAUAUACGAGCGCGGCGAGUGCACGCCGCAUCGGAUGGACGACGAGUUCCUGAUUCGAUUCCUGCGUGCGCGCAACUUCGUACCACAACGGGCACAUAGGCUGAUGGUAAACUACUACCAGUUCAAAGAAGACAACCCGGAGCUGUUCGAGAAUGUGUUUCCAAUGGACCUGCACAAUAUCGGCGACGCGCACGUGAUCGCCGUGCCUCCCUACAAGGACCAAGAGGGACGCAGACUGAUCUUCUUCAGGAUUGGGUGCUGGGAUCCGAAAACAAUACCAAUUGAAGACCUAUUCAAAGGAACUAUAAUGGCUUUAGAGCUAGGACUUUUGGAACAACGCACACAGAUCCUGGGCGGAGUAGCUCUCUUUGACCUGGAGGAGAUCGGUACUCAGCACGCGUGGCAGAUCACACCCUCCGUCGCCGCGCGGAUUGUCAAGUUGUUGGUGUCAAGCUUCCCAGCGUCCACGCACGCCAUCCAUAUCAUCAACCACUCCUGGCUGUUCGACAAGAUCUACAACAUAUUCAAACCUUUCCUGAACGCUGACAUGCGCUCCAGAAUCUUCUUCCACGGCUACGACAACUCCUCUCUACACAAACACAUUCACCCGGACCACUUGCCAGAAAGAUACGGCGGUAUAUGGCCGGACUACUCUUACACAAUAUGGCUGGAGUCCUUGAAGAAAAAUCUGAGGGUUGCUAAAGAAAUGAUUGCAUGCGGGUACAAAUUCAGGGAAGAUGAGAUUUGCCCGGAGGUCGUGAGGCAAUUGAAAGAGGAGGGUAUUAAACUGUCGUAAACGGAUUGGAACCCUUACCAGUCUAAAGACUUCCGCGUGUGUACUUGGAAACAAUUGGUGUAAUUUGUAACAUAAUACGUUGUAUUUAGCUAUUCAAACUGGUAGAAUACUGCAUGAAUGUUGAUAGUUGAGUAGUUAUUGUGUUAUUUUCAACUCAUUCCUAUGUUAUGUUAAUCAAUCGUUGAUGUUUUACUAUUACUUUUAUGCUAAGUGUAAUAUAAAUUACAAACAUGCGAUCAAAGACGUCAUGGUCGCAGAAUCAAUGACUCAUCAAAAGCAAUCGUGCUAGUUUAAGCACAUGUGAUCAAACUCUUACCGCGUCUGCGACUGCCGAGGAUUCCAAACAUUUUCAUCGUAUCACAUGAUUUCAAAGCUAAAUCUUUCAAAAAGCGGUAGGUAAACCGCCGUAUUUUGACGCUUUAUAAAUUUAAAACCGCUAAUCACUGAUUCAUGAAAUAAUAUUCUGUUGUAGCCCUAAAAUAUGUUAAUUUAUUUUUAUUAAAUGUAGCAUAACAAGAGCAACAAUAAAAUUCUAAUAUCUUUUGAAUUUUUGUUUGAAAAAGCAUUUAAGAACAAGUUUUUUUUUAAUUUGGUACACAUAGAUAACUUUCGUCUACUGUAAGGGUGUUUUCGUAGGUACCCAGGAUUCUUUACUUGUUGGACUUAAUAUUUAAUUUAAUUUUAGAGAAUAUCCCACCAUAACUUCAAAGUAAUACUUGUAAUGAAGCUUAUGUUAGUCUUAGGAUUUAGGUAUUAAGUUCUAGUUUUGUUUAACAUACCAACAUUAAGUUUAACUGUUAAUUUAAGUACAGAAAAUUCCUCCCUAAACGCAAGAUGAAUUUAAUUUCUUAAUGUUUUCCCCAAAUUAUAAUAUGAAUAAGAAAAAUUUCAAAUGUAAAAAAAAAAAUUAUAAAAAACUAUUGCAAUUUGUAUCGUUGUGAUUUUGUAAAGCCGUAUAGUUAGAUUUAAGGUUUAUUUACUUGUUAAAAUCUACUUAUAAUUAAUUUUAAGACUAGUUAUUAAGGAGAAACGAUUCGUCAAAAAACCUGUGAUAGAAAGUAGCGUUCGCCUUAUCGAACUAUCUGUAAACAUUUUAGUUUUAUUUAAUCGCUUACAUUUACUUUGCUUUUCAUUUAUUGCUUCAUUUAUUUUAGUUUUUUAUUUACUUUUUAUUUACUCUUCAUCGUUACGCAUGUCAUAAAAUUUGUUAGGUAAGUAAAUAUUUAAACGAGUGGGGGACCAUGUAAAGUAAGUCGUACAUGUUGUAAUACAAUGUUAAUUUAUACUUAAGUGUUUAUAUUUUACUUAAGUAAAUGAGGCCAUUACGCAAUUUAGUAGGUACGCCCUUUUUCCCUAAUCUUUCUCAGACCGAUUAAAGCCGUAUUAAUCAAAUUUUUUUUCUAGAUCAAAUCAGUUAAAUAGUUUCCACUGGUAAUGUGAUUGCGUUAAUUCCCUUGAUUACUUAAAUAAAACAUACAACACGAAACUUUAAAGUAAUUAAUUUAUAAGUGUGUUAUUUGGACUCAAAUAAUAAGAUUAAAAUAUAUUUUAAACGA
Messenger RNA from Ostrinia nubilalis (European corn borer), 2592 nucleotides. Its product is annotated as alpha-tocopherol transfer protein-like. Gene Ontology annotation, molecular function: phosphatidylinositol bisphosphate binding. Gene Ontology annotation, cellular component: membrane. The transcript has 6 exons. The record is from RefSeq and is a predicted model, not a curated record. The coding region runs from base 110 to 1036 and encodes 308 amino acids. Lineage: Eukaryota; Metazoa; Arthropoda; Insecta; Lepidoptera; Crambidae.